AUGGGCCGGUUGCUGAAGAGCAGCGGAAGAGCACAACCAGGCCAGGGCAACGAACUGCACGCCCUGGCGCGAAGCCAGCGCGGACCCUUCCCUCCGGCGAAACCGAUGAGCGCCGUGAGUCAGUGGUUGGGGUUUGUUCCUGCAACAGUGAAGCCCUGGCAAGCGCUCAUCGCUGAUGGAGCCGAUCCCAACGCGGUGGACGAAUAUGGCCGAACGCCACUGCACGAGGCUAGCUCUCGAGGCAAUUGGCAAGCAGUGGACUACCUCCUUCAAGCGGGACUCGUGGCGAAGAUCAACCAGAGGGACCACAAGGGCCAUACAGCGAUCGACCUCGCCAUCGCACUCGGCCACAAGGAGGUUGAGACCCUUCUCUCCGCCUAUAUCGCCCGAGCUGCGGCUCGCCAGAGGCCACGGGGAUGCCCGCUCUUGCAGAUGCCCGUCGAAGUGUUGGUGCUCAUUCUAUCGUGGCUCGAGCCUCGCGACCUGUGCACUGCGGCCCAAGCCUGCACGGUGCUUGCACAACUCAGCCGAGAGGACACCUUGUGGCGGCGAUUCUGUAGCACACACCAGCACAAGCCAGCCGACCAGAGUUGGAGGGACUGCUAUCGUGAGUGGGUCGCCGCCAGCCUUCGCGUCUACGCAGGCGCCAGGGCAAACUUCACCGAACGCGGGCAGAUCAUCAAGUGGGCAUUGAUUGGAGAACACAGGGUAGGCAAGAGGAGGCUCACCGAGCGCUAUGUGCGGGGCAUUUUUAGGGAUUUUGCCCGUGGAUCGAUGGGCGCCGACUUCCUGGCGAAGGAGGUCGAGCGCGGCGGCAAGUGCCUGCACAUCCAACUGUGGGACCGCCCAAUGGCGUGUAGUACCCGACUGCUGUGUCGAGGAGCGGUCGGUCUGGUGUACGUCUAUGACGUGAGGAGACGCGAGACGUUCGACGCUCUCGCCGCACGACACGAAGAGAUCGUCUGGCACUUCCCUGAUGGAGUGCCGCCCAUCAUCAUCGCCGGAGCCAAGGCGGACAAGAGCACUACGGGCGAAUCGUACGAGAGGCAAGUCAGCGAGGAGGAGGCCCAGGCGCUGGCCCGGCAACUGAACGCGGUGGCGUGGAUGGAAACCAGCAGCAAAGACGACUUCCAAGCACUCGGCUGCGGCUGCGUGCGGUUCUUCCUUACUGACCUGCUCACCACCGGCGUGCAGUGA
Acanthamoeba castellanii str. Neff is the source of this 1197-nucleotide messenger RNA. RefSeq names its product Ras subfamily protein. The coding region runs from base 1 to 1197 and encodes 398 amino acids. The transcript has 9 exons. Gene Ontology annotation, molecular function: protein binding; GTP binding; GTPase activity. The record is from RefSeq and is a predicted model, not a curated record. NCBI's taxonomy places the organism in Eukaryota, Discosea, Longamoebia, Acanthamoebidae.